Messenger RNA from Rhinolophus ferrumequinum (greater horseshoe bat), 598 nucleotides. Its product is annotated as galectin-10. Gene Ontology annotation, molecular function: carbohydrate binding. Bases 54 to 488 code for a protein of 144 amino acids. Lineage: Eukaryota; Metazoa; Chordata; Mammalia; Chiroptera; Rhinolophidae. The transcript is spliced from 4 exons. The record is from RefSeq and is a predicted model, not a curated record.
UCACACACCAACCUAGACACAACUUCGAAAGGCUGCCCAGAGAAGACACAACCAUGUCCAUGUCAAAACUACCUGUCCCAUACCAACGUCGUCUGUCCUUGUCUCCUGGUUCUUCAGUGACCAUCGUUGGGAAACCUACCCUGUGUUUCAGCAUGAACCCACAACUGCAGUUGGAUCUCCACACUGGAAAUGAUGAGAACUCAGACAUCGCCUUCCAUUUCGUCGUGUGCUUUGGCAAUUGUGUAGUGAUGAACAACCGUGAUCGUGGGGAGUGGAGACUCGAGGUGAAAUCCUCUGAAAUGCCUUUUGAGAAUGGCAAACAAUUUAAACUGUGCAUCAUUGUGCUACAAAAUGAGUACCAGGUAAUGGUAAAUGACAAACACUGGUACAGCUUUCCCCAUCGAGUCGACCCGCGAUCGGUGGAGAUGAUGCAGGUGUGCAGAGACGUCUCCCUGAUCUCAGUGUCUAUCUCUGAGAGAGAGGGGUGACCAGACUCUCCAGUCUCAAACAGAUCCCUCAUCUAAGUGACCGUGUGAUUUCCAGAGCUCACUAAUAGAAUGGGUUCUCCUCACUCUUCCCCUACACUUGGUCAUUAAAA